AUGCUCCGCCGCUCAAUCAGCCAGAUCUUCCCCUCCGCCACGCCACAACAGAACCAACAACACCGCGCACAAGCAGAGGAAGCCGACAGAAUGUUUUCGUCGAUGCGGAAUUCGAGACCAAUGAAUCCUCUUCCUAGACAGCAAACUCCCAUAAACCAGUCUACCACCGCAUACACGACACACUCCCCCUCGUCCUUUGAUAUGCCAGGAUCACAAUUCGGAGCUCUCCCAUUACCAGUAGAGUUAGCGGUACGACAGAGACAACCCCUGAUGGCUUCGGCGCAACGAAGAGAGGUGGUCCUUGAUGCUGCGAUGAGACAUCCUGUGUUCUUUACUGAAAGGCUGAAGAAACCGCCUAAUGGCGUUUUGGCUGGGGGAUCAAUUAGUCCUGUUGCUGAAGGAUAUGUUUUUAAUGAUGGGGGGAGGAAGUGGGGCGACGUGGAGGUUAAGCUGUGA
Venustampulla echinocandica is the source of this 456-nucleotide messenger RNA. RefSeq lists its product as uncharacterized. The transcript is spliced from 2 exons. Bases 1 to 456 code for a protein of 151 amino acids. NCBI's taxonomy places the organism in Eukaryota, Fungi, Ascomycota, Leotiomycetes, Helotiales, Pleuroascaceae. The record is from RefSeq and is a predicted model, not a curated record.